AUGUCCGUAACUCCGCCCGUGGGAGGGCAGCUGCUUGUGAAGGGCGGGGCGCAGUAUGAAGCGCCCGACAAGGUGGGAGUGGCGGGCAUGAUGGCAGCGGUGCAGCGCAGUGGGGGCACGCAGCAGUACCCAGAGGAGCACCUCGACGACAAGCUUGAGGCAAUGGCGGCGUCCAUAGAGACGUCAGCGGGCACGUCAUCGCUCUCAGCGUCCUUCCGCUGCCUGCAAGAGGACGCCCCCGCCCUCCUCCCACUGCUCCGCGAUGUGGUGCUGGCACCGCUGCUACCGGCGUCCAAGCUGGCCUUCUCGCGCACACAGCUGCUCGGCUCCAUCGCCCGCCGCAACGACGAUCCAGGGCGGGUGGCAUCAAGGGAGCUGCAGCGCCUGCUCUACAGCCCCGCCUCCCCGCGCGGCCGCUACCCCCUCGCUGCUGACGUCGCCCGCAUCUCCCUCGCCGACCUGCGCGCCUUCCACGCAGCUUCCUACAGCGACCCAUCGCAGGCGGUGCUGGGAGUGUGGGGCGACUUCGAUGCGCGCAGCAUGAGGGACCUGCUGGAAGACACCUUCCUCGCCUGGCCCGCUGCCCCCGCCUCCCCUGCCCGCCGCACUGCCAAGGGGCGCCCUGUGCCGUACUGGGGCCCGGAGGAGGGAGCAGCGGGCAGUGCGGCAGGCGUGUAUGUGGUGGACCGACCAGGGCUCACCCAGAGCAUAGUGCGCGUGGGCGAGUUGGGCAUGAGCAUCAGCGACUCCGAUGUGUUUGCACUGGACGUGCUCAACGCCAUCCUCAACGCCUUCGGUGCCCGCCUCUUCGACCAGGUGCGGUCAAGGGAGGGUCUGGCAUACUCGGUGUCGGGCUCGUGGUCGCCAGGCGUCGACCACCGGGGGGCGUUUGUGGGAGGGGGGGAGACGAGGGCGGAGGCAGUGGGGCAGUUCAUCACAGCGGUGCAGCGCGUGCUGGGGGAGGCCACGCUGCUGCCACCCUCACCAGGUGAACCUGCCCUUGCCACUGCCUGCUCGCCUCCCUCCACUUCCUGCGUGCUGCAGUACCCUCUUCCAAUGUCACCUGAAGUGGUGCAUUUCCUGGCGGUGCCCCUGUGGUGCGGUGCCACUGUGUCGUGCUGUGCAGGCGAGCUACAGGAGGCCAAGGACCGAGUGCUCAACUCCUUUGUCUUCAACUUCGCUGACAGUGGAGCGCAGCUGAGUCGCAUAAUGACGUACGCGCUGUUCGGAGUCGAUCAGGACUUCAUAUUUGAGUUCAAGCGCCGUAUGGAAGCACUCACACCCGACGCCGUGCUGGCAGCGGCGCAGCGCCGCCUGCACCCCACAGAACAGCCCAUCGUGGUCGUUGCGGAUGCUGCUGCCGUCAUGCCCCAGCUCUCUGCCCUUGGCCUGCCCGUCAUCCGCAUCGACCCCGUCUAG
Molecule: messenger RNA, 1419 nt
Organism: Closterium sp. Yama58-4
Lineage: Eukaryota; Viridiplantae; Streptophyta; Zygnematophyceae; Desmidiales; Closteriaceae
Source: the annotation of a GenBank genome assembly